This is a messenger RNA of Portunus trituberculatus (swimming crab), 1768 nucleotides long. RefSeq names its product pancreatic triacylglycerol lipase-like. Gene Ontology annotation, molecular function: carboxylic ester hydrolase activity; lipase activity. Lineage: Eukaryota; Metazoa; Arthropoda; Malacostraca; Decapoda; Portunidae. Bases 125 to 1675 code for a protein of 516 amino acids. The transcript is spliced from 11 exons. Gene Ontology annotation, biological process: lipid metabolic process. The record is from RefSeq and is a predicted model, not a curated record.
CAUCACAACCAUCACACUCCGUCCUUCCUCCUGCUGGUGCAAUCGUGUUUACUGUGGUACGGUGGUGUGCUGUGGUGUACUGUGCUGUGGUGUGCUGUAGUGUAUCAAGUGUCUCAUCAUCAUCAUGGGGCGAAGUGUCAUCAUGCACGCCCUCAUGUCUCUGAUGCUGCAAGGCGCGCCAGAGGACACGCCCUUCACGACGCCCAUGUCCACCACCACCACGCCUCCGCCAGGUUGCUUCGCUGGGUUUGGGUGCUUUCCGAUUGAUGGGGUGUGGGGGGGGUCAGAACGCCCUGUCUCCCUCUACCCCCUCCCCCCUGCCAACGUCACGCCCACCUACUGCCUUCACACGCCCGCACGCCCACACUGCUACGUAUUGGACGCAGAAAACUCCUCCACAUUCACCUUGUCUUUCCUCCACCAAUCCUCCUCCUCUCUCUUCCUCCUCACUCACGGGUAUUUGGAGUCAACACAGCUGGAGUGGGUGCAGGAGAUGGUGGGCGCCCUCCUGUCCUCGGGCGGGGCUGCGGGCGUGAUCACCGUUGACUGGUCUAAGGCAGCUCCGCCCACGUACGCCCAGGCAGUGGCUAACAUCAGACUCGUGGGCGUGAUGGUCGGGCGUGUGGUGUCCAUGCUGGUGGACAUGGGUGUCUCUGAGAAGGAUAUCCACAUGAUAGGACACAGUUUGGGCGCACACCUUAUGUCCUAUGCAGCCUCGCACUUCACAGCGACGAGGGGACUACAGGUAGGACGGUUGACGGGGCUGGAUCCUGCGGGGCCUUACUUCGCCAACACAGCCCCUGAAGUGCGCCUGGACCCUUCUGACGCAGCCUUUGUCGACGUCAUUCACACGGACACCCCGACGCGGCCCUGGGAGCUUGACCGACUUGGCGCGGCAGAGGCUAUGGGGCACCUCGACUUUUACCCGAAUGGAGGCAGACAGCAAGCAGGGUGUCAGGGGUCGGCUGCAUCACACAUAGACAGGGAGGAGACCGUGGCUGGAGGGGUGCUCUCCUAUAUAGGCUGUAGUCAUCGCAGGUCCUUUCAGUUCUUCACGGAGAGCACCACAAAUAAAAGGUGUCGCUUUGUGGGCGUGGAGUGUACAUCGUGGGAGGAGUACAAGGCGGGAGCGUGCUGGGGGUGCGAGGGGCGAGUCUGCGCACCAAUGGGGUAUCCCGCCUACCUGCAGCAGCCACAGGAGAACACCUGGGCUGCUGGUGAUGAUGUAAAACCCUUCCUUGCGAGAAGAAUAUUCCUGGGCACCAACCCUGAACGUCCCUUCUGUGCGGAGCAGUACCGGGUGACACUCAUAACUUCAGGCCACGGUGAUCAUGGUGACCUGGCACACUUCACUGUCACUCUACGGGGUCACCUUCGUACCGUCACCAUCUCAGCGCCGGAGAGCGCGUCGUGGGUGGAGGGGGGCGGGCGCGUGUCGUGGGUGGGGUGGGGUAGUGGUGAGCUGAGCGGGCUGUACAACCUGAGAGUGGAGUACGAAGCGGAUCAAAGCCUACUACAAGCCCUGGUGUGGAGGUUUAAGCCCCCGACCCUCAGUGUGGAGGCCUUCACUGUGCAGAUGCUGUCCACUGGGGUUACGGUUCGAUUCCCCUUCUGUGGCGCUGAAAUGCAGGCUGGUCAAAGCUACACCCUUCUUCCUAACGCCAGCUGCCAGUAGUAGUAGUAGUAGUAGUAGUAGUAGUAGUAGUAGCAGUAGUAAGAUGAUAUGAACUGAAAUUGAUGUUAGAUAUGAAAGAGAAGGUAAAUCAAA